CGUCACACUGCGUUGAUGACGUCAUCAAUAAUCGCCGACCUCACCAGCAUGGAGGAGUCCUGUUGCUGAAGAUUUUUUUGACCUUUCUGUAUCCCUUUUGUCGUGUUACGGUUUCAGUAAAAGUGCAGAAUGACAACCAAACACGUAGCGGUUCACGCUAAGUGGAUCAUCGGGAAAGUGAUCGGCACCAAGAUGCUCAAAACUGCCAAAGUGAGGGUCACCAGGCUCGUGCUGGAUCCUUACCUUCUUAAAUACUACAACAAGAGGAAGACCUACUUUGCUCAUGAUGCCUUACAGCAAUGCACUGUGGGAGACGUCGUCCUUCUCAAGAGUCUGCCAGAGCCCAGAACCAAACACGUGAAGCAUGAACUGGCUGAGAUAGUGUAUAAAGUCGGUCGUGUAGUUGAUCCACUGACAGGAAAACACGUCGCAGGGACUGAGUUUGUGGAUUCUCUGUCUGACCUUCCACUUGAACGGGACACAACAUUGUCAGAAAAGCUGCAGGAGCUCAACAUCUCUGCCACUUCCAGUGGAGCUGAUUCUCCACCUGCUCAAACUCCCACUUCAUGAGAGAAAACUGCUCUUUUAUUUCUGUGUAAAUACCACUCUGCAAUGUUUUGGUUUUGUGUUAAUUUAGAGAUGGCUUUAUAAGACAAUUAUCUAGUCCUACUGUCUACAUAUAAUUUACAGUACAUGCUACCUACUCAUGUAUGUUGAUUUUGAUUUUCAAUAAAAAUGUGUGGGGGAAGAAAAUCACAAACAUGUAA
Messenger RNA from Cololabis saira (Pacific saury), 767 nucleotides. RefSeq names its product mitochondrial ribosomal protein S17 (gene mrps17). Gene Ontology annotation, cellular component: ribosome; mitochondrial small ribosomal subunit. The coding region runs from base 130 to 570 and encodes 146 amino acids. Gene Ontology annotation, molecular function: structural constituent of ribosome. The transcript has 3 exons. Gene Ontology annotation, biological process: mitochondrial translation. The record is from RefSeq and is a predicted model, not a curated record. NCBI's taxonomy places the organism in Eukaryota, Metazoa, Chordata, Actinopteri, Beloniformes, Belonidae.